Messenger RNA from Phytomonas sp. Hart1, 1014 nucleotides. The record is from the annotation of a GenBank genome assembly. Lineage: Eukaryota; Euglenozoa; Kinetoplastea; Trypanosomatida; Trypanosomatidae.
GUAUGAAUCAAGACGCAAAAAUGGCAUAUAAUACUCAUAUCAAAGCGGCAUCUCCACGAGAGCAAGUAAUGUUCACAGGAUCACCCUCUUUUCCACCUAGUGGCAAUAAUAAUCCAAUGCUCCAGAUGGGGCUUCAGUAUGGUCAAAACAUUAUCCAACAGGGCCUUCAGCAGAGUAAGAAGGAAAUAUCACCCUACAUGCCUUUUUUUCUCAUGAAUCUUCGUAAUUAUUUUUGUGUAGACAAUGAAUAUGUUCGAUCUAAGCUUGGAAUAAUUUACUUUCCCUUUUUUCGGCGUUUCACGAGGUCCUCGGGAGGCGAAGGUGGUGGAGUCGCGAUGGAUACCGUUGGCAACAGCAUCGGUUUUAGUGAUGACGCCGCCCUUAAUGGCCAUUAUGAAGCCAAUACCAAGGCCCCCCCUCUGAUCUUGCCCAUUCACAACUGCUACGGUCUCGAUCUCUAUAUUCCACUUAUGGCUACUAUUACUUAUAUUGUGCUCUCUGCCUUUGUUUUUGGCUCGCAACAUCAUCGCCCCGUUACGCAGGAGUAUUUAUUUUCUACCGCCUCCGCGGUGGUCUUUUGGUCUGUAUUAGAGACAAUCGCACUCAAACUGUUUGUUCAUAUUCUCCAUCUGGUGCGUUGGGUCUCGGUGCUGGAUAUAAUUGCCCUCAGUGGAUACAAGAAUGUUUUAGUGUGCACAGUUGUGCUGAUUCGGCGAGUUACUCUCAUGAGUAAUUAUACUUUUCUCAUACCUUUUCUACUCUAUAUUACCGCGGCAAACAGCUUCUUCAUCAAUAAAACAAUCAUACUAAUGUGUACACAUGAAGACGGCCGUGUGCCACCGCGUGCACGCUUUUUUUCCUAUAUAGCCUGCAUCCUUCAAUUUACAACCCUAUUGUGGCUCUGCAUUCGUCCCUUUGGUGUGUGAUCGGCUUGUAAAUUUCAUCCCGGUGUGCAAAAUAUUGGUUCAAAUACUAUUUUUAUGGCUGUGCAAUAUAUUAACAAGGUUUUAUAAG